Messenger RNA from Phanerochaete carnosa HHB-10118-sp, 1647 nucleotides. RefSeq lists its product as uncharacterized. Bases 911 to 1573 code for a protein of 220 amino acids. The transcript has 5 exons. Gene Ontology annotation, molecular function: oxidoreductase activity, acting on paired donors, with incorporation or reduction of molecular oxygen; iron ion binding; heme binding. Lineage: Eukaryota; Fungi; Basidiomycota; Agaricomycetes; Polyporales; Phanerochaetaceae. The record is from RefSeq and is a predicted model, not a curated record.
AUUAGAGCUCGAUAGUACUUACGGGUUACUUCGUUACGCAGCUAUAUAGCAUCGAUGGCCCGAUCAUCGCCGCCACAUGAUGUGGCAUGUGCCCUCUUACCUGAGGGUUCCAUCUGGUACACAGUCAACUUGAAGGAGAAGCGUGGUGUUGGCAUAUAGCUCCUUGCAAAUAAGAUAAGUUGGGUCAUAUGUUUUUUCUCUCGGGGUUUAAAGUGCUACCUACAUAGGGUAAUGUGCACCAAGCCGAGUUAUAUCGCCGAGGAACAAGAUGCAUGAAAAACUCUUGCAAGGUUCGAGUUCCGUGACCUGAUCUGGAAGGGCGCAUCAAACCUUGCCAACCCGCCGGCGCCUUGGCAGAUCUGCUAAAUGACCCUUCAUCCACUCACCCUGUAGGACUACGAGAGUCGAGGGGCUUGAACAGUACAAGGGGCGAUCCAAACUUGAUCGCAAUUGCCGGGCCGCAGCUCUUACUAAUUCACUGCCAAAAAUCAGUCAAGGUUACACAGGGUUACACCGAUGGCAUGUGCCAUGGCGUCAUUGUCGAAGCUAUCUUCCACGCUACGCUGAGUGAAUUUGCCUUGCUUAGGAAUAGCGAACAUUCGUAGCCGUGGUAUAGGCUCGUCUUUACAUCAUAUCCCUCGCUGAAAAGGACGCAAGACGCCAUUGCCCGCCCAUGGUCUCCAUGGAGCGCAACAACCGGACCUGACCUGACCGGCGAGUCUAUGUGAUAUAUGCGGGUGAAGGUUCAGCUAGCGGGAGGGAGUUGUAUAUCAUACUCAUGGUCCUGUGAUACGUCUGGCCUUCGUCGAAUUCCGGCCAUUCGCGGUAUCCGUCAACUCUCACCGAUAGCGCAGUGUCAUUGGUGUACUUAAGUCAUCCCUAACUUGCGCCCAGUCACUGCAAGCCAUCUAUGGCCAUGUCCAUCUUCUCAACGCCGAUGCUGCUGGCUGCCUUCGAGAUCCUCCUUCUCCUGCUGUAUUUCAGCCGGCGACGAGUCAAAUAUCGUCUCCCACCCGGCCCCAAAGGGCUACCGAUUCUCGGCAACGUCUUCAACGCACCGAAAUCAUUCGAGUGGCUGGCAUAUCAGGACUGGAGUCGUCAAUAUGAUUCGGACGUCGUACAUUUCGAGAUCCUUGGGACCCACUACGUUGUCCUGAACUCCGCAAAGGCUACAGUUGACCUUUUCGAGAAACGAUCGAACAUAUACUCUGAUAAGAUCGAUUCGCCGAUGGUUAAGCUGACGGGAUGGAACAGGAGUUUCGCUCUGAUGGGAUAUGGCGACUACUGGAGGGCGCACCGCAGGCUCUCCCACCAAUAUUUUCGGCCUGCCGCCGUCUCUAAGUAUUAUCCUUCGUCGGCCAAGUCAGUGCAUGAGAUGAUACUUGCACUACGUGAUACACCAGGCCGGUUCAUGGAACACAUUCGCCAUAUGGCAGGAUCCAACAUCUUGAGGAUCGUGUACGGCAUAGAAGUAAAACCUGAAGAUGACCCUCUCAUUCCAAUCGUAGAAGAGAGCGUCCAGGUGUUUUCAAAAAUCACUGUCGCAGGGGCAUAUCUUGGUAAUGUCACUUGAUCCUCAUAAGACGUUCUGCAUGAUUCACUUUAUCGCAGCUGAUUCUCUUCCCAUACGUGAGUCCACUAUCUCGU